This is a messenger RNA of Ochlerotatus camptorhynchus, 894 nucleotides long. RefSeq names its product trypsin-like. Gene Ontology annotation, biological process: proteolysis. Gene Ontology annotation, molecular function: serine-type endopeptidase activity. The coding region runs from base 55 to 894 and encodes 279 amino acids. The transcript has 2 exons. The record is from RefSeq and is a predicted model, not a curated record. NCBI's taxonomy places the organism in Eukaryota, Metazoa, Arthropoda, Insecta, Diptera, Culicidae.
ACCUCAGUCAGUGUCGAUUGAUAUCUGCUCGAGUAAUCAACGUUCCCACGAGCAAUGUCGCUAUAUCCGUUUCUUCUGGUUUUGGUUGCUUCGGCGUCCGCUUUUGUCCUUCCGGAUACGAACCCGGACCCGCUUUUCAUCGGUGGCACGGUAGCGUCGUUCGGCGCAUUCCCAGCUGUAGCCUACAUUGUCGCUCCGGAUCGUGAGUUAUGCGGUGCUGCCGUGAUUGACGCACGGCACGUGGUGACCUUGGCCCAGUGUGUGCUGAAUGCAACCUACAAUACGAUCAAUCCACGGUUGGUACGCGUUCACACGGGGGAACUCAAUCUGGUUCCGGUGUCACACACUAGGCAAACUCAACUCGGAGACGUGAUCUACGUUCAUCCAAAUUUUAAAGCUCACACGCUGGAGAAUGAUGUUGCUGUGAUACGGGUUCAAGAACCGUUCCACAUUCCAAGUAAUGAGGUGGAACCAGCUAACCGUAGGACUCACAUCGUGGCAAACGGAGCUACUUGCUACUUGGCAGGAUGGGGAGCGAUCGAUCCAGCUCCUGGAUCGAUCAUCAAUCCGAUGCAAAGAUUCAUUCCAAUGGUGAUAAACGAUCGUGAUGUUUGCAAUACCAUUCGGCGGGAAAGGCAAAUAUUCGAAAGCAUGAUAUGCGCAGGAAAUACAGAUAUAGUUCAAAAUGGUCCAGCCCCUUGUCAUGGAAGUCUGGGAUCUGGGUUGUACUGCCAUGGUAACCUAACUGGACUGUUAUCAUAUGGGCUCAACUGUGGUAUGGCCAAUAAUCCCCCAACGUUCACCCAAAUUCGAUUCUUCAACCCGUGGAUUCAGCAGCAGUUGAUAAGAACUGAUAGACCUCCAGCUGGCAUGUCACCUCUAGAUGUAGUUUAA